AUGAGAAUCAUUACUCCACAGAUUCCGCCCACAUAAGCAACCAACAAGCACAAACUCAAGUAACGGCCUCAGCCUCACUUUUCCCUCUGCGCUAACGAUGUUGGCCACUCACUUGUGCACUUCCUCUCUUCUGCCACCCACCAAAAUUACCCACAAACCACUCCCUCCUCCCUCUUUGCCAAAAUCUUCUUCCUCAACCUUCAGACACUUAUCCACUGUGAACCAAACACCGUCGAAACGUUUCUCAGUUUCAGCUACAGCCACAGCCUCUACUUCUUCUUCUGUUGGAGUCACUGACUCCCCCACUUCCGUACACUCCUCCAAAUCUAAAUCACUGCCUUUUCGUGUGGGCCAUGGCUUUGAUCUUCAUAGACUGGAGCCCGGCUACCCUUUGAUCAUUGGUGGCAUUAAUAUUCCCCACGAUAGAGGUUGCGAGGCUCACUCUGACGGUGAUGUUUUGCUUCACUGUGUCGUCGAUGCUAUUUUGGGAGCUCUGGGGCUUCCUGAUAUUGGUCAGAUUUUUCCUGAUUCUGAUCCUAAGUGGAAGGGUGCAGCUUCCUCUGUUUUUGUUAAAGAAGCUGUGAGACUCAUGCAUGAGGCAGGUUAUGAGAUUGGCAACUUGGAUGCUACCUUGAUUCUUCAAAGACCAAAAUUGAGCCCUCACAAGGAGGCGAUUCGGACCAACUUGUCUGAGCUGCUUGGAGCAGACCCCUCAGUUGUGAAUCUGAAAGCUAAAACUCAUGAAAAGGUUGACAGCCUCGGUGAAAAUCGAAGCAUUGCAGCUCACACUGUGAUUCUCCUCAUGAGGAAGUAAAAGUUAUCACCCCAAUUACUGUAUACGGCCGACACAUAUUUUAUUACUUAAUCACCACAAAUUAUGCAAUUGAUUGGAAAAAGCUAAUCAGUGAAGUUGUUUCAUAACAAAAUAAACGUGGGCUAGUGUGAGCAGAAGUCAAUGGUAAAAACGUUUUAUUCUCUGGC
Molecule: messenger RNA, 981 nt
Organism: Mangifera indica (mango)
Lineage: Eukaryota; Viridiplantae; Streptophyta; Magnoliopsida; Sapindales; Anacardiaceae
Product: 2-C-methyl-D-erythritol 2,4-cyclodiphosphate synthase, chloroplastic
Exons: 3
Coding region: 98-814 (238 amino acids)
Biological process (GO): terpenoid biosynthetic process
Molecular function (GO): 2-C-methyl-D-erythritol 2,4-cyclodiphosphate synthase activity
Source: RefSeq, a predicted model, not a curated record